Molecule: messenger RNA, 1880 nt
Organism: Leptosomus discolor (cuckoo roller)
Lineage: Eukaryota; Metazoa; Chordata; Aves; Leptosomiformes; Leptosomidae
Source: RefSeq, a predicted model, not a curated record
CACCGGACCUACGCCGAGCUCACUGUGCUGGCCGACCUAUUGCCAAGAAAGACUGAUAUGGAAAGAAAAAUAGAAAUAGUCCAGUUUGCAAGUCGCACUCGUCAACUGUUUGUUCGUUUGUUAGCCUUAGUCAAAUGGGCUAAUAACGCCGGAAAGGUGGAAAAAUGUGCGAUGAUAUCAAGUUUUUUAGAUCAGCAAGCCAUUCUGUUUGUGGACACUGCUGAUCGUCUGGCAUCGCUAGCUAGAGAUGCUUUGGUUCAUGCUCGUCUACCUAGUUUUGCUAUCCCGUAUGCUAUUGAUGUUCUGACAACUGGAUCAUACCCGCGUCUGCCUACCUGCAUUAGGGAUAAAAUAAUCCCUCCUGACCCAAUAACAAAGAGUGAGAAGCAAACCACACUUCAUCAGCUAAACCAGAUUCUUCGACACCGACUUGUGACUACAGAUCUCCCUCCACAGCUGGCAAAUCUUACAGUUGCCAAUGGCCGUGUGAAGUUCCGAGUUGAGGGUGAGUUUGAGGCCACCUUGACAGUGAUGGGUGAUGACCCUGACAUCCCCUGGCGCCUUCUCAAACUGGAAAUUUUGGUUGAAGACAAGGAAACUGGUGAUGGUCGAGCCUUGGUUCACAGCAUGCAGAUCAACUUCAUCCAUCAGUUGGUCCAGUCACGGCUGUUUGCUGAUGAAAAGCCACUUCAAGACAUGUACAGCUGCCUGCACUCCUUCUGCUUAGCACUUCAGUUGGAAGUCUUACAUUCACAAACACUAAUGCUGAUUCGAGAGCGCUGGGGUGACCUUGUGCAAGUGGAGCGAUAUCAUGCAGGGAAAUGUCUCUCGCUCUCUGUUUGGAAUCAACAGGUGCUUGGCAGGAAAACAGGGACUGCAUCUGUUCAUAAGGUCACUAUUAAGAUUGAUGAGACUGAUGUCUCAAAACCCUUACAAAUAUCUCAUGAGCCUCCACUGCCAGCCUGUGAUUCCAAACUGAUGGAAAGAGCCAUGAAGAUUGACCACCUAUCAAUAGAAAAGCUACUAAUAGACAGUGUCCAUGCAAGAUCUCACCAAAAACUCCAGGAGCUGAAAGCCAUUCUUAAGAGCUACAACGUUAAUGACAAUUCGUUCAUUGAGACGGCUCUUCCAACUCUUGUAAUUCCAAUUUUGGAACCAUGUGGUCGAUCAGAGUGCCUGCAUGUAUUUGUUGAUCUCCACUCUGGAAUGUUUCAACUGAUGCUGUAUGGUGUUGAUCAACUGACACUCGAUGACAUAGAGAAGUCUGUUAAUGAUGAUAUGAAACGUAUCAUUCCUUGGCUUCAGCAGCUCAAGUUCUGGCUUGGACAGCAACGUUGCAAACAGUCUAUAAAACAUCUGCCUACAGUGAGCAGUGAAACUCUUCAACUAGCUAAUUAUGCUAGCCAUCCAGUGGGAAGCCUUUCCAAACACAAAUUGUUUAUCAAACUCACUCGCCUUCCACAGUACUACAUUGUUGUAGAGAUGUUUGAUGUUCCUGGCAACCCCACAGAACUAGAGUACAAGUACCAUUUUCUCUCUGUGAGCUAUGCUGAAGGAGAUGACAGCCCUGCCACUGCACUUUUACUGCAGCAGUUCAAACCGAACAUUGAAGAGUUGGUACUAGACACAAAAAGUGGGAAACAAAUGAAAAGUGGUGUCAAGCGCAAGUUAUCUGGCGAUCCAUGUUCCAUAGAACCUAAGAAACCGAAACGGUCGGGAGAAAUGUGUGCCUUCAAUAAAGUGCUAGCUCAUAUUGUAGCCAUGUGUGAUACAAAUAUGCCGUUUAUAGGGCUUCGUAUGGAGUUAUCUAAUAUGGACAUUCCUCACCAAGGAGUACAGGUAGAAGGAGAUGGCUUCAGCCAUGCAAUACGUUUAUUAAA